AAGCAGGAGGAGGGGAACUGCGCAUGCGUUUACUAGCAUGGUUCCUGUGGCUACAGUACCGGCUGGAGAAGUUGUGGAAUUAUUCGCAUAGUAAAGUUUAAACACUAAAAAAUGAUGGUUAACUGCGGCGAUUCAAACAAAGUGUGAAGCUCUAAGUAAAGAGUUUAUUCCACAGGAAGCAGGCGGAGGAAACAUGACGGCUAACGAGGAUCAAGAGAUGGAGCUGGAGGCUCUUCUCUCCAUCUACGAGGGUGAUGAAUGUUUUAAGGAAAUCAGUCCUGUGUCUUUCCAGUUUAGGAUAGGAGACCUAGAGGACAAAAAAGCGUUCAUCCUGGACGUCGCAUGGCCAGAAACGUACCCCGAGACAGCCCCACAAAUUUCCCUUGAUGCCUUUUUCAACAACAGAAUCUCUGCAGAUACGAAGCAGCUGAUCCUGUCAAAGCUGGAGGAGCAGGUGGAGGCCAACCUGGGCACCGCCAUGAUGUACACACUCUUUGAAUGGGCCAAAGAAAACCAGGAGGCCCUCAUGGAGAACCAUAAGCCUGUAGUGACUGCUGUGACGUUGACCUCCAGCAGCGAGGUCAUGACCGGCGGCUCCAAUGCUAAGAAGAAGGAGAGGAAGGAACAGUUGACAAAAUCUCAGAAAAGAAGGAUCAUUAACAGAACAGAUCAUAAAGGAGAGCUGCCCAGAGGUUGGAACUGGGUGGACGUAAUCAAAGUAGGUGCAUUUUACGUUUUUUCUCCACUAGGUGAUACAUGUUAUGUUGUUGAAUGAUUGUUAUUAUUCUGCCCCUGUUUAAUCUUUGUGAACAGAAACGACUGGAAUUUUUCAUGUACUCCUUUUUGUGUUUUCACUCAAACCUUGAUCCAUUUGCAGCCACCUCGCUUUACUAGCGCAAUGUUUCUGUUGCCUCAGUCUGCCUUGAAGUGAAAUGAAUCACUUCCUGCGUGCAGCAGGGGACUGUCGCCGGGUGACACGAGAUCUUAACACACAGCUACACCUACAAACGGCGUUGUGUGAACUCAUUUGACAAUAAAUGGAAUCUGACAUUCAUUUGUUUAAAUUUAAAAGUUACGCACUACACUUUUAACACCUUGUAGUAGCAUAAAUGACUAAUCUGUUCAUGUUGUCUCUUGUUUUUCUCCCCUGUGGUCACAUUACAACCUUUCCUGAAGCAUUUGAGUAAAACAGGAGGAAAAGACGAUGACUAAGUGCGAGCGCAGUGAUCCAUCCGGUGGUGCUGCUUUGCACAAAGAACUGCAGUGACGUGGGAAACCACUGCAGCCUGUUGCUGCUGCUGCAGCUGCUGCUGUUGUGGUCCAGAAGCCUUCACCUCCAACUUCACCAACAUGUUACACUCUGACAACCACAGCAGGCUCGGAACACUGGACUUGAGGACACACACACACACUUGUUUAGCUUAAGUGAGCUGGGACUGAUCAGAAAGUCCUCGCCGUGUUUUCUGUGUUUGUGGAAAAGCAGCCCCGUGAAGAGGAGCCCACUGCGUUGCGUUUCUUUAUUUAGCCCUCAGAUGCUCCGUCAUCCUUCAGGGUGGAGCCUUUUCUCAUACUUGCUCUCACUGCCAUGUUUUAGCCCAAACAUGGGUCAAACUGAGCCAUAAAUGGUGGGCUGUGAUCAUAGACCGUAUGUAAAAGUGGACAAUGUCUUCCAGUUGCGAAACAAACUCAUUUUAAAGCCUCAGGAUUUGAAUUCACGCCUGCAACCAGGCUCCUAUUGGACAACAUCAGCUGUCAAUCACGCUGGGAAAUGGGAACAUUAUUUACUAAAUUGACAUCAUGUUCUGUUGAAGAAUAGCUCGAACAAGUGACUAAGACCAUUAACGCCUUCAGGAAGAUGUUGACCGACAUUAUAAGCGACUCUCAUUCAAAGUCAUUUAGUGGAUAACUGCUACUUUCACCCUACUUUAUGGGCUUUACUCAAACCAGAAGACCACGUCCAUUUUUAUAUAUAGUCUGCUUGUGGUUGUGAAUGGAUGUGUCAGUGUUCUGAAAUAUCGCGUGACUCUAAGAAAAAACAGAUUCACACAUUAUGUUACUUCUGUCACAUUCUCUUCUUUUGAUAAAUGUUUCCCCCCCCCUAUUCAUUGAAAACUUAAUUUUUUUAUAUAUAUAUAUAUAAAUAUUUAAAUAAAACCACAGUUGGUCUGCUGCUUGUCUAAUGAUGUGUGUUAAUGCCGCCAUCACUGCCAAAGAUCCUCCACCGGCUAACAAACAAAAUCAUCACUUUGAGGUCACAGCAAAGUCAGUGAGACAUUUGAAAAUACUUGAUUAAAAACACUUGUAUUUUAA
Messenger RNA from Solea solea (common sole), 2310 nucleotides. It is a transcript of the gene rwdd4, whose product is annotated as RWD domain containing 4. NCBI's taxonomy places the organism in Eukaryota, Metazoa, Chordata, Actinopteri, Pleuronectiformes, Soleidae. The transcript is spliced from 7 exons. The record is from RefSeq and is a predicted model, not a curated record. Gene Ontology annotation, molecular function: protein binding. The coding region runs from base 194 to 775 and encodes 193 amino acids.